CCGGAUGCGCCGCCGGGGGAGGAAGAGCCGAAGUCGCCGCCAGAAGGCGCUGGGCGAGGGGGAGGGCGCGGAGCGGCGGCAGCGACCCGGGAAGGAAACGGUUCGGAGAUCCCUCAUCCCGAGAGCGAGACAGGGCCGGAACGCGACAGAGUCAACCAUGAUGGAGGAACCCAAAAGGUCCUCAAAGAGCCCAAAGGCCGGCGCAGAGCCAGGACCGCGACCAGGGAGAAGAAGCUCGCGUGCGACGAGUGCGGAAGAAGCUUCGACCGAAGGUCCAAACUCAUCAUCCACCAACGGAUUCACACCGGAGAGAAACCCUAUGAAUGCCACGAGUGCGGGAAGUGCUUCAGGCAGAGCGCCCACAUCGUCACCCACCAGAAGACCCAUGUGGUAGGAAGGCUCCACGAGUGCGCCAUGUGCCAGAAGAGCUUCCCGGAGAGGUCGUUGCUCCUCCAGCACAAGAAGAUCCACGUACGAGAAAAACCUUUCCAGUGCCAGGAGUGCGGGAAAAGCUUCAUCUACCGGUCAGGGCUCCUUCUUCAUGAGAAGGUUCACGUGACGGAAAAACCCUACGGGUGUUCCGAGUGCGGGAUACACUUCGAGGAAGAAGCCAAGCUCCACCAGCACCGACAGCGGCACAUGAGGAAGCGGCGCUACAAGUGCCAGGAGUGCGGGAAGAGGUUCACCUCCAGAUCCUACGUGGUCGUCCACCAACGGAUUCACACGGGGGAAAGACCCUACAAGUGCCCUGAGUGCGGGAAGAGCUUCGGCCACUGCUCCAGCCUUUCCCGGCACCGGAAGAUCCACGCGGGGCAGAAGCCCUACAAGUGCGAGGAGUGCGGGAAGAGCUUCAUGCUGAGCACGCAGCUCACCAUCCACCAGCGGCCUCACACCGAGGAGAACCCCUACCACUGCUCCGAGUGCGAGAUGUUCUUCAAGGGGAGGUCAACGCUCUACCGGCACAUGCGGGUGCACUCGGGGGUGAAGCACUACAAGUGUGACGAGUGCGGGAAGAGCUUUGGGUGGAGCAAGGACCUCAUUGCCCACCAACGCUACCACACGGUCAAGAAGCCCUACCAGUGCUCCCAGUGCGGGAAGGUCUUCAGCAAAAGAUCCAAGUUCAUAUGGCACCAGUGGCAGCACACCAAGGAGAAGCCCUACAAGUGCCAUGAGUGUGGAAAGAGCUUCGGGCGGAGCACGGAUCUCAUCGUCCACCGAUGGACCCACACUGGGGAGAAGCCCUACCCCUGCGCUCAGUGCGGGAAGAGCUUCGGCAGGAGAUCCAGGCUCGUCGCACAUCAAAAGGUGCACGGAGACCUCCACAAGUGCCAAAAAUGUGGAGGAACCUUCCAACCCAACUCGAGCUUGG
Messenger RNA from Tauraco erythrolophus (red-crested turaco), 1369 nucleotides. Lineage: Eukaryota; Metazoa; Chordata; Aves; Musophagiformes; Musophagidae. The record is from RefSeq and is a predicted model, not a curated record.